Rhagoletis pomonella (apple maggot) is the source of this 3082-nucleotide messenger RNA. It is a transcript of the gene papi, whose product is annotated as tudor and KH domain-containing protein homolog. The coding region runs from base 624 to 2429 and encodes 601 amino acids. Lineage: Eukaryota; Metazoa; Arthropoda; Insecta; Diptera; Tephritidae. The record is from RefSeq and is a predicted model, not a curated record. Gene Ontology annotation, biological process: spermatogenesis. Gene Ontology annotation, molecular function: RNA binding. The transcript is spliced from 8 exons.
AGUGGUAACCUGUAUACAGAUGACUUCAUUUGGUGCGGGUGUACAUAAUAAAUAUAAUUAAAAUUCACGAUCUCUAGGCCAUUUUAUUAGACUGGAAUAUAUGCCAUCUGGUUUGAGUUAAUUCAACGUUUUACCGAGUGUAUAAAACAAAUGUGCAUAUUUACAACCGUAGAAUGAUAACGAGUCGACCCCGCGUAGUGUACAAAACGUUGAUGUGUAUGUACAAAUGGCAUGCGUAUUCCAUGCUAUUUGUGGACCGAAAAGCUUACGAAAGCGUGUCACAAUUUCAAAAUUUGCUAAACAAAUAAAAACGUGGUUUAAUUAUUGCUGCUAUUUCAUAAUAAUAAAAAAAUAGAUAUAGUGGAAGGUUUUGAAUAUAUUUAGAGCUUACAUUAGCACUAUUGUAUCUUUUAGUAUAUUUACACUCGAAUGUAAGAUGUUCGUUUUUGUGAACAAGGAACUUUCACACAUAGCCGUUACAUAAAUUGGGGAAAGCGCGAUUGAAGAACUAGUAAAUUUGCGACGUACCAGAAUUACUUAAAAGAAUCGAAAGAAAUACUUUCCUGAUCGUAUUUAUGUGUAGCUUUUUGUAUUAUUAAAAAUAAAAAAAUUAUAUUUUAAAUAUGCUACGGCAUAACGCUUUCGCCGACUUGCCGACAUAUAAAUUAAUCCUCGGCUUUGGUCUAUGCACUUUGGGUGGCGCUAUGCUAUACGCUUACUUUAAAACUCGCGACGAAGACGAGGAUGUGGCACAACAGAAACCAGGAGUAAAACAGAGAAGAGGAAAGCCGGCACCAACUAACUCUCCAAAACAAAAAGGAAAAGAGAUACAAAUUAAUUUUGAGAUAUCAAAUGAGCACAUACCGCUGUGUGUAGGUCGCGGCGGAGCUAAUUUAAGCUCUAUUGAACAACAGACACGUACCAAAAUUCGUUUGAAAGACAAAAAUGAGAAGUACAAAAUCUGUGAUAUAACUGGUGACGCAAAUGGCGUCAAACAAGCGCGUUCAUUGCUGCUUAAAGAGAUCGAAAGGGCGCCUAUUAUCAAGGAAGAAAUCUGGGUGCCGCAAAGUGUGUGUGGCAAAAUUAUGGGACGAUGUGGCGAAGCAAUGCAAGAAAUAUGCCGCAUCUCCUUGGCUAAGGUGGCUGUGGAUUCAGGCGGGGGUCGUAGUGGCGGAGCUAAGGACAGACGUCGCAUUCUUAUUACCGGCAACCAGCAACAGGUAAAUAUCGCCCGCAAAUUGCUUGAGGAAAAAAUUGAAGAGGACGAAGAACUUCGUCGGGCCGUUGAAGAAGUUGAGCACCGACGGGAACCUCGGCGCUCCCCUUCGAAUAGCAUAAAUUCUAGUAUGUAUUCUUCACAAACAUCAUUGAGCUCCCAUUUGCUGCCUCGUGAAAAAAUGCUCGCAGCUCGAGACGAGGAAAAGCCUAUGGAGGUAUACGUUUCUGCUAUUGCUUCGCCUUCUAAGUUCUGGGUACAAAUAAUUGGCCCACAAUCGAAGAAACUGGAUGACAUGGUCCAAUCAAUGACAGACUAUUAUAGUGAACCAGAGAAUAAGGCUCGCCAUCAAAUCCAAGAACCGUAUCUAGGGCAAAUAGUAGCAGCCAUAUUUAAAUACGAUGGGAAGUGGUAUCGUGCAGAAAUUGUUGGCAUUUUGCCAAAUCAAUACAACCCAAACGAAGUAGUAUUGGACCUGUAUUUCGUUGAUUACGGUGACAGUGAAUAUGUAUCCCCUCACGAAGUAUUUGAGCUGCGUACAGAUUUUCUGACUUUAAGAUUUCAAGCAGUGGAAUGCUUUUUAGCCGGAGUUAAGUCUACAAUAUUGAAUGAUCCAGACACUUGGGAAACACAAUCAAUUCAAAAGUUUGAGGAACUUACCCAAGUUGCGAACUGGAAAAAAUUAAUUUCCCGCGCUGUUACAUACAAAGAGCGUCAAAAGGCCAUAGUCGAUACUGCCCCAGCUCGCGAGAGUUCACCUAUACCCGGUGUUGAACUUUUCGACUUGACUGAAGGAGUAGAAGUCAAUAUUGGCCACAUGUUAAUUUCGCAUGGUUUUGCUUUGCCUGCUGAUGACAUUCCGCGACCGCGUUCCCCUUACUAUGCUGUUGGCCCGGAAUCAUUGGCAUUUGAUCAAACCAAUUUAAACUCGCCUCAAUCUCUACGUCGUAACGAGAACUUGUCGAUUAGUAAUGGGAAUUUAAGAGCAGCGGAGGAUUCCCUUCUCGAGGAGCAGUUGGAUCACUUGAGAAUCAACAAUAAUUUGCAUUUAAAUGGCGCUGGCGAUGCGCGUAUUGCAUCAAUGGCAACAGAAACGGCAUCUAAUCUAGCCAAACUUACCGCUUCCGAGCUCUUUAACGAUAAUUUCGAUGAAACAUCUACGAAAACGUCAGGAAAUGGGAAUCGCCAUAUCAAUGGAAAUUUAAAUCGAUAAGGGCAAAUUUAAGGAUUCCUUCUCAUGUUACUACCUACAUAAUAGUGUAUCACCUUGUUUUAUGUUUAGUUCUUUAGUGGGUAUUCUUGUAAAUAUUUAAAUGAUACGUCUUUUAACCAAAACAUGUCCUUUGACGCAUGUUUAUUAUCGACAUUUAGUUGCGUAUUUAUAAAAGAUUGUUUAAAAUAUCCUGAUAAAAAUUUUACUUCUAUGUAUGUUUGCAUAUAAUAUUUUAUUUUUUUCUUAAAUGACUUUAGUUUAACGAAUUUACUUAAUUCAUUGGAAAAAACAUUGUAAUCAAAUUGAUAACAAAAUUGUAUCUAAAAUUACAGGCUUUCGCGAAAAAAUUGAAGUUGUUUUAGUAUAUAAACCUGAAAACGAUUUUCAAAAAUGUAUGCAAAAUAAUUUAUGUACAUAUGUAUUAAAAGGGCUGCAAGAAUCAACUCAUGAAUAAACUCGAGUCUAGCGCCGCUGUUGAGUUGAAACUAGUUGAAUGCAGAUACUAAGAAAAUAUGUGAGUUCUUGUCUUUCACUAGCGGAUAAACUUGUUAAUUCAUCACAUAAACAAACGAAACUCACACCCACACCACCAACCACUGCUUCGCACGAGGCGAUUUUGCGUUCAACUUUUGCGUUCAACUCACGCAGGGCUA